AUUCCACUUUCAUCUACAAAACAUCUACAUAUAUCUAAGUACCAAAUUGUACAGCAUUCGCACUUCUCUUCGUUCUAAAGCUCAGCUAGAUUCACACAAUAAGUUGUCAAAUACAAUCAGAACAAACAACAUGAAAAGACCUCCGAAACGUGCAUACGUUCUUCUUGUGCCGACGCUUUGUGAGCAUUGUGGAGCAAAACUAUUUAAAGAUGAGUUAAUUAACCUAUGUUCAACUAAGGGGAGAUUCGAGUUGCUCCUAACUAUAUGCCAGACAUUUUGCGUAACCUAUUUCUGUCGUUGGAUAGCAGUUUCGAAAGUUUUCGUAAAUGUAUUAUUCUGUACAACAAUAUGUUUGCGUUUACAUCUUUGGGUGUGAAGAAGGAUAAAGAAUUAGCGCAAAGACAUCAUGGCAUUUACACAUUUAGAGUUCAAGGGCAAGUUUAUCAUUACAUAAAUGAUAUACAUCGAAAUGAUGAGCAACCACGAUAUCUGCAGCUAUAUUUCUAUGACACUGAUGUUGAGUACCGACAUCGUGUAUCAAUUUUUAAGAAUCUUGAUCCACGUGUUAUCGGCCAAUUAGUGCGAUUAAUGGAGCUAAAUCCGUAUGCUCAAUUUUUCUGGUCACUUAAAGACGUUAAUAUAGUUGAUACAAGUCACAUUAUAAUCCGAUCUGACCCAGAUCAAGAUCAACGUACUCACAAUGCACCUACUUCUUCUCAAGUGGCGGCAAUCUGGUUGGAAGAUGCAGGCACAUCUGGUCCAUUGCAGGGCGAUAUUGUAGUUCGCGCAUAUUCAAGUGUAAACCAUUGUAUACUGCAUUACUAUGGAUGUUAUGAUCCAUCACAGUAUCCGAUUUUAUUUCCUUAAGGCCAAACUGGUUGGCAUAGACGGAUAUACAGAUUUAAAACAAAGCAUCAUAAAAGACAGGAAUGCCAUAUGUUUCCGAUUAAUGAAGUUCUUGUCCAAACUGUUGACGAUCUUUUAGAAGCUGAAGAACAAGGUUUGCCUAUUAAAUAAUUUAUCAGGAAAAAAUU
Molecule: messenger RNA, 1034 nt
Organism: Chenopodium quinoa (quinoa)
Lineage: Eukaryota; Viridiplantae; Streptophyta; Magnoliopsida; Caryophyllales; Amaranthaceae
Exons: 2
Coding region: 265-867 (200 amino acids)
Source: RefSeq, a predicted model, not a curated record